Molecule: messenger RNA, 5793 nt
Organism: Lingula anatina
Lineage: Eukaryota; Metazoa; Brachiopoda; Lingulata; Lingulida; Lingulidae
Product: neprilysin-1
Biological process (GO): protein processing
Cellular component (GO): plasma membrane
Molecular function (GO): metalloendopeptidase activity
Source: RefSeq, a predicted model, not a curated record
UGUAUGCAGGUAAAUUGUGGUGAAAUAUAUGGUUAAGCAAUUGAUGUUUCCACUGCUGUCAAAGUUUAGCAUACAGGUUCGUCUCUUUGGUCUAAAGGGAAGUUAACAAAUAGAAAGUUAUCCAGGAGAUGGACACAAAAGCAUUGAACCAGAUUAACUGCUAGAAGAAUGCUGGUCUGCAGAUCAUCAGAGAUACAUUUUGAAAACCAUGAUCGUUCAAUCUCAACUGAGCAGGUGAUCCACAGUAGCUUUGUAAUUCAGGAUUUGUAAAACAGGCAAGCUGCAGUUGGUGGGACUAGACUUUGCAAGUUCCUGACUUUGGCUUUCACUGGAGUAGUCCAAUCUCACCUGAAGAUUUUAUUUUCUAACAACAGAUAUUGGAUUUUGCCAGGUACUUUUUAAUGCUAGACUUAAGUUAAUUAGCAGGUGGUUCCAAGGUGCUUUGGUUUUAACCUAUAUUUACAUUUUGAACCAGGAAGAGGCAGCUAUUUUUUCGACUCCUUGUUGACAGCUUUGAUGACUCUCAGUAAAAUUAAGUGAGAAAAAAGGCUAAGUCAACUAAUUUCCUAGAAAGCAGUACGAUUUUGCGGACGAAGUGGAUUAAAAAGCUUUAUCAAACAGGAAAAGUUCUCCACAUGAAAAUAUUUAUUACAAAACAGCACCAUAAGACAGCAGAAAAGCAAAAAAACUGGUGUUAUAAGAAAUAAUUCAAAAGCAUCUAGACAGUUUGAGCCAAGGAGAAGCAAAAUUAGAUGUUACCAAAAGAAGAUUUGAAGGUUGCAGUUGGAUCGUAAUAAGAAUAAAUAAGGUAAAUUUCUUCACCAACCGUCAAGAUUUUCAGUGCGAUAGCAGCUGGCAGUAUGCCGGUAGGGGGAAGCCCUCACCGGUCAAACAGACAUCGGGACUUGCCCGAAUGCAAUGGGCAGCCGCUAUUGCUUCUCCACCAGCAUAAGGAUCAUGAAAAUGGCAGCAUUAAUGAAGGAAAUAAUGGGGACAUUGAAAAUGGCCAUCAGAACCACCUGCACGUGGUUACAAAGAGACCUCUGUCAAGACAUUCUAAGUUGGAGGCUUAUCUCACGGCACUAACAAUUUUGUUGUUCUGCGCCUGCAUAGUGUUCAUAUUUAUUGCCUUUUCUAAAGACGGGAACUGGAGGCAACAGGAUUUGGGACAAGCCAGUGCAGCAGCUUCCUCCUUUGAUGACGUCUGUAUAACAGAAAACUGUGUUAAAACAGCUGCAGCCUUACUAGAGUCUAUGGACAGUAGCGUGGAUCCAUGUGAAGACUUUUUCCAGUAUGCAUGUGGAUCUUGGAACAAGAAAAACAUCAUUCCUGAAGAUAAGACUGGGUUUAAUACAUUUGAGAAACUGCAUGAUGAGUUGCUUGUCAAGUUGAAAGCUCUGCUUGAAGAACCCCUGAAAAGCGGUGAUGCAGCUUCCAUUGAUCAAGCUAAAAUACUAUACCGUUCUUGUAUGAAUUUGACUGAAAUAGACCGUCUUGGUAAAUCUCCACUUCAGGAAGUCCUGAAACCUUUUGGUGGCUGGCCAAUAGCAGACGAGGCCUGGUCUGAAGGAAAAUUUAACCUUGAAGCUACUUUGGGAAAACUAAGGAGACAGUUUAAUCUCCCAGUUAUGAUAGACUCUUGGAUUGCAGCUGAUGAUAAAAAUUCAUCAAUACACAUUUUACAGAUUGACCAGCCUGUGCUGGGUAUGCCAAGCCGUGAGUACUAUACAGAAAGUUUAUAUCUGGAACCCUAUAGAAAAUUCAUGAUAGAAAUAGCCAAGCUAUUGGGAGCGGAUGGUGAAGAUGUCAUACAGUCUAUUGAGAAAGUGCUCAGUCUGGAAAUAAUGUUGGCAAAUAUCACGAUACCACAAUCGCAGAAACAUGACACUAGCGCCAACUAUAAUAAAUUUUCCAUUAAAGAGUUAAUGCGACAGGUGCCUGGGAUAAAAUGGAUGAACUAUUUUGAGAAUUAUUUGCAGCUGCCAUUUACGCAGGAUGAACCAGUGGUUGUUUUGGCACUCACUUAUUUCAGAGACUUGGAAAAGAUCGUCCUAAAAACUGAUCACAGAGUUUUGGCAAAUUAUAUGCUGUGGAGACUUGUCAAGCUGUUUGUGCCAGAACUUAGCAAGGAUUUCAGAGAACAGAGAAACUCUUACAGGAAAGUAAUACAGGGUGUAGUUAAAGAAAAAGUGCGCUGGCAGAAAUGUGUAGAGUAUGCCAACGAGCGUAUGGGUAUGGCUGUGGGAGCUUUGUUUGUGAGAGAACAUUUCAAGAAAGAGAGUAAAGACACAGCAACGGAAAUGAUUAAUAACAUAAAGGCAGCUUUCCAGGAUCUACUGAGGGAAACAGACUGGAUGGAUGAUGUCACUAAGGAAUAUGCCAUAGCGAAGGCAAGUGCAAUGAAUGAAAGGAUUGGCUACCCGGAAUACAUACUGAACAACACUGAGCUGGAUAAUAUAUACACAGGGCUUGACUUUAAAAAAGAUCAGUACUUUAAAAACUUGGUGAAAGUGGAAGAAUUUCUGGCCACAAGGAUUGUGAACAAGUUAGGCAAGCCUGUGCCACUUGGCAUAUGGGAACAGGACCCUGCUGUCGUGAAUGCUUUCUACAACCCGAAUAAAAAUGACAUUGUUUUUCCAGCUGGAAUUUUACAACCUCGGUUUUAUAGUUCUACUUUUCCAAAGUCCUUGAACUAUGGGGGUAUUGGUGUAGUCAUAGGACAUGAAAUAACACAUGGAUUUGAUGAUAAAGGCAGGCAGUUUGACAAAAAUGGCAACUUAAAGCACUGGAUGGACAAUCAGACAAUAAAUGAAUUUCGCAAGAAAGCUGACUGCAUGACAGAGCAGUACUCACAGUACAAGCUGGAGCAAAUUAACAUGAAUAUUGAUGGUAAGAAUACAGAGGGGGAGAACAUAGCAGAUAAUGGUGGAUUGAAGGAGGCAUUCAGGGCAUAUAGAAGCUGGGUUGCCAAGAAUGGAGAAGAGCAGAGACUACCAGGACUGAACCUCGAUCAUAACCAGCUCUUCUUCUUGAAUUAUGCCCAGAUCUGGUGUGGUACCAUGAGGGAUGAAGAAGCUUUGCACAAGAUAAGGACAUCAGUGCACAGUCCGGGACCAAUCAGGGUGAGAGUUCCCCUGUCCAAUUCCCUGUACUUUGCUGAGGCAUAUAACUGCCCAGUGGGCAGUGUGAUGAAUCCAGUCCACAAAUGUGAGGUGUGGUGAGGGGGGCUGGACAGGCUCGGAGGAGGGUCAGGAGGGUUUAAAAAGAAAAUUGAACAUAAUGUGCAGGAUUCAAGGAAGUUCAUUUUUGAUAGAAAGUAUGUGUGAAUGAAAGGUUUUAAGUUUGAAAGAUUUUAAUCCAAGAGAAGUAUCCUGUGUAACACUUUGUAUGUACAGCCAGGAAAGUGUUUAUUGAAAUGCUGUUAUAGUAAAGUGUCAGUGUUGAUGUCUUUAGUUUGCCAGUAAGGGGUGCCUUACAAUACCACCCUUAGCCUUGCUGGGUCUUUUUUAGAAAUUAAAUUUUAAUAUAACUGCGGUCUAGUAAAAAUUGCUUUUUUAAGUUGAGGAAGUUGUGAACAAUUCUCACUGAAAUUGGCAAUGUCAUUGCUGUUUUUGGACUUUUUUCCUUUGAGAAAUAACUGUAUUGUGCAAAAUGUAGACAGUGAUAAUAGAAUAUUUUAUAAUAUGUACUGUAACAUCUAUGUUUUACUUAUUUAAAUAGAAUAGUUAUUGUAUCUUAAUACUACAAGCUAAUAUGCUUUGAAUUUUGGCUUAUGAUUAUUAUUAUUAUUAUUAUUAUUAUUAUUAUUAUUAUUAUUGUUGUUAUUAUAUAUGCAUGCAUUUUGGAGGAAAGGAAAAAAAUCAUUAGUUUGAUAUCAAACAAUUUGUAAGAGCAAGAUCAUAAAUUUUCAGUUUAAUAUUGAUGAUUUGAAGUAAUGUGAUACAGGAGGUUUUUCACAUUUUGGUAUUUAUUUUUUCUUUCUUGUUCUCUUAGUGUAUAAUAUUUAGAGUAGUGGAAAAUGAAUGAAAUAUGUGUUGCAAUUGUACCCAAGAUAUUUGUAAUAUUGUUGAUAUUAUGUGGUUUAUGAAAAGACUUUGCUGAUUGAUACAGUAUAAAAUAAGGAUGGGAAUUUACCUCCUUUAGGAAAAUUUUCUCUUUUGUAUUGAAGACAGGAAAGUAAACGGGUUUGUAUAAGGGUUUAAAAUGGGGGAAAUCCAUGACAUGGAAAGUGGUUUCCUUCUUGAAUGGCAUUUUUUCCAUUCCAAUAUUUUUUAAUAUAUUAUUUUUAUUUAUUGUUUUGAGAAAUAUGGAAGAAGGUGAAGUUGGCUCUGCUCUAUUUAACAGACAUGUAAAAGAACCUUAUUAUAUCUAGAACUUACAUGCUUAAUUUGUCAUAAGUACAUGCAUUACCUUGUAUUGAUCAAUUUUGGGGUAUAUCUAUUUUUAUCUCUAAACUGUGGGCCAUUGCAAUUAGAGAUCUUUUUUCAAUUUUCAUGGUUGUUGAAUACAAAUUAUUUAUCUUUUGAAAUUUUGAUGUUUUAACUGUAUUGUAUAUACCAGUAUAUAUUAAAGAUUUGCUGGACUGUGCCGUAAAAAAACUACAUGCAUAUUAGCAUAUAUAUACAUUUCACUUGAUGGCAUAUGUGAAAUUUUGAUGUGCAAUUUAUUAUUCAGUGGUAGAUCUAAGGUUUAGGAUAAUUUAUGAUUGGGAAAUACACAUGAGCAGAGUACAUUUUAACCCUGCUACUACAUGUAUGUUGCUUAACUUGAUUUUUUUUUAUGUACCAAAACAUAAUUUGUUUGUGAUGAGAGUCCAAAGGAUCGGCGGAGGGGUUAUGGGCUUGCCCAAAGCACCCCAUCCUUUAAUUGCUAGUGUGAAUGCUGUGAUCUGAUAAAAGAUGAUUUUUUAAAUGAAAUCACAUUAUUUUACCUACCUCAUUCAUUUUCAGGAUUUGCUUUAUUAGGUAAAACUUGGCAAACAUUUAUACACAUUUUCCUUCACUCAUUUGCAACAGAUUACAAAUAUGAAUAACCUUAACAUUUUUCAUUUGUAAUUUUUUAAUGAAAUUUUGAAAAUUUAAGUAAAAUCUUUAGAAUUUUGGAAUUUGACAGAUAUUUGAGGUCUGACCUGCCUGUAAAUAGAGGGAGAUAGUUAAGACAGCAGGUUCAGGAAAUUAUUAAUGCUUUAAUUCUCUUGGGACCAUUGCACAGAAUGUUUUAGUUUAUUGGUUCAGAAACCUGCAGAUAUUUUUGCCUGCAUCAGGAAGGUAUUGUUUGUACUUAAAAAGUGCUUUGAAAAAUAUGAAUAAAUGCAGAGGACAGGAAAUCUCCUCCUUUAUAAAAAUCCCCCCCCCCCCCCCAACACACUUUUUGAUGUAAAAUAUAUGCAAUAUAGAAUGUUGCUGGCCUGGUAUGAAAUGUUCCAAAUUGGGCAAAGUUUAAGGGAGUGUAAGUGUUUACUCUUUUUUUAUUAAUAUCUGUACUCUUGGUGAAAGUUAGAUGGUGGGAAAUUUUUGAAAAUUUUUUCUCAGGCACUGGAAAGGCCCAUGCUACAGCUGAUAUUUAUGUAUGCGGUAGUUCGUAUGUUUUCCUACAAACUCUGAUACUUUCGAAUAUUUCUGGUAUCACUUAAUUAUUAUUACUGUCACUGCCUGCAUGAAUUAUUUAUAGUUUACCUUAGCAAGGGGCGGAUUGAGGUCGUCUUCUGUUUACAUUGAUGUUUACAUUGACGGGAAUCUAAUUUUUUCUGUCGAAAGAAGGUCAAAAAUGGAGGAUGGUUCAAUAACGAUAAUG